GUGAUUUGACAGUGUGCGAAAGGUUAUAAAUCGGCCGUGCAACUUGUGUUAUUCCUGUGAUAACUGUCGAUAAACUGUCAAACUGAAAAUGUUUGCUAUAUAAUUGUUACAUAAGAAAAACAGGAAACAAUUCUGUGUUUCAAAGGAGACGGGAAGAAAUUUAUAUAUCUAAGAAGAAAGAGACAUCAAGGGAAAAAAAAGAGAAAAAUAAAUUGAAGAUACGAGCGAAUCAAGUUGAAUCCAAGUGAAGCUCUCGUUCGUUCCUCGUAACUUAGCUUACUCCAGAAGAUCGUAUAGUCGAGCGAUAAUGAGCUCCGAUCACAUGCAGAGGCGAUGGAACAGUUUGCGAAAAGUACUGGCGAGAUCGGGCCCGUUUUGCCGGCCGGACUUCGAGCCGUCCCCCGAUAAUUUGCAGGUACUUCUGGACCAGUGCAAAGUGCUCGUUGUCGGCGCCGGCGGUCUCGGAUGCGAGCUACUCAAGAAUCUGGCCCUGAUGGGAUUCAGGGACCUUCACAUAAUCGACAUGGACACGAUCGAGUUGUCUAACCUCAAUCGACAGUUCCUAUUUCGUCAUAAAGACAUUGGAUCUUACAAGGCAGCGACGGCUGCAAAAUUCAUCAACGCAAGAAUUCCCGGCUGUAAUGUGAUCCCACACAAUUGUGAGAUACAAGCUAAAUCCGAGGAGUUUUACCAAUCGUUUGACAUGAUAAUCUGUGGAUUGGAUUCAAUUGUUCCAAGGAGGUGGCUCAACAGUAUGUUAAUAUCUUUGCUCUCUUAUAAAAACGGUGAAGUAAAUCCAUCCACCGUGAUACCUAUGAUCGACGGUGGGACCGAAGGCUUCAAGGGAAAUGUUCGAGUUAUAUUACCCGGUAUGAGCCCUUGUAUCGAGUGUACCUUGGAUCUUUAUCCACCGCAAGUCACAUAUCCUUUAUGCACGAUAGCCAAUACUCCGCGUUUACCUGAGCAUUGUGUAGAGUAUGUGAAGAUAAUUCAGUGGCCGAAAGAAAAUCCGUUCGACUGUGCCAUCGACGGGGACGAUCCCCAACAUAUAAACUGGAUUUACGAGAAGUCGAAUGAUAGAGCGACACAAUUCGGCAUACAGGGCUUGACAUACAGACUGGUACAAGGUGUCGUCAAGAACAUCAUACCGGCAGUGGCAUCAACAAAUGCUGUUAUCGCCGCCGUCUGCGCGACAGAAGCGUUCAAACUCGCAACCAGUUGUAGCGCAUCCUUAAAUAAUUACAUGGUACUCAACGAUUUGGACGGAGUUUACACGUACACUUAUGAGGCAGAGAGAAAAGAGAAUUGCUUGGCAUGUGGUCAAGUACCACGAGAGAUUGAAAUUAAAGAUUCGAAAUGUAAACUACAGAAUUUGAUAGAUCUUCUUUGCGAGCGGCCAGAUCUGCAAAUGAAAAGUCCCGCUCUUACAACUAUGAUAGACGGUAAAAACAAAACUCUGUACAUGCAAAUGGUAGCGAGCAUCGAAGAGAAGACUCGCGAGAACUUAUCCAAGACUCUGGUCGAAUUAGGUUUAAAAGAUGGUAGUGAAGUAAAUGUUGCCGAUAUUACGACUCCAACUACAGUUACUAUAAAAUUGAAAUUUCUGCAGGACAAUAGUAUGAAUCAAUAAUAAAUGUUCUGAUAAUUUACUUUUCAAGCAACCCAUUUCUCAUGCAAUGUAUUUCUAUUGUUCAAAAUUCGAAAAAUGUGAACUGGAAAAUAAAAAAAUAUAAUGAAGUAUUGCAAAGUCAAAAAUUGCUCGUAC
This is a messenger RNA of Wasmannia auropunctata (little fire ant), 1765 nucleotides long. It is a transcript of the gene Uba3, whose product is annotated as NEDD8-activating enzyme E1 catalytic subunit. The coding region runs from base 308 to 1630 and encodes 440 amino acids. Gene Ontology annotation, cellular component: nucleus; cytoplasm. The transcript is spliced from 4 exons. Lineage: Eukaryota; Metazoa; Arthropoda; Insecta; Hymenoptera; Formicidae. Gene Ontology annotation, biological process: protein neddylation. Gene Ontology annotation, molecular function: NEDD8 activating enzyme activity. The record is from RefSeq and is a predicted model, not a curated record.